AGGUGAUUAGGAGAGAUAAAGGUUGCUGUGCUGGAUAGAGACGAUGACUCAAACACAAACCAGACCUUAUCUGUUUUAUAUUAUUUUUUAACUCCAAUUCUCGAAACCAAGUUUGGAAGCGUUAAUGUGAUGAAUGUUUGGAUUUGUUCCUUUUCGUUCACUGAUCCUAAUUGGAAAAACCAUUAAGAGAACAGUUCUACCAACGGUUGAGUUAGGCAUUCAUCGCUCCUCACUUCUUCCGCAAAUCUUACAACAAACCACAAAUCUGGGACACAGCCAAGGUUCAGAAGUUGAAGAGUUGAAGAGAAAAAGGAAGAGCCUGAUAAGUUCAAGUUCAUAUCCAUUUUGGGUAUCUCACAUCAUCGAUAGACAUGUCAAAGUGUGUGAGCAAGUUUGGAAGAUGGGUCUCUUUGGUUUCACAGAGGGGAUUUUCCACCACCUCAGUUGAAAAGGGUGCUUCCGAGAAAGGUCUGAAACAGGUGAACCUCUGUUCUGCAAUUAAUCAGGCUCUUCACAUUGCCUUGGACAAUGAUCCACGUGCUUAUGUUUUUGGAGAGGAUGUAAGCUUUGGUGGUGUCUUCCGUUGCACAACGGGAUUAGCAGACCGAUUUGGCAAAAGGAGGGUUUUCAAUACUCCUCUCUGUGAGCAGGGUAUUGUCGGCUUUGGCAUUGGUCUAGCAGCCAUGGGAAAUCGAGCAAUAGCAGAAAUCCAGUUUGCAGAUUACAUAUUUCCUGCUUUUGACCAGAUUGUCAAUGAAGCUGCUAAAUUCAGAUACCGGAGUGGGAAUGAAUUUAAUUGUGGUGGUUUAACAGUUAGAGCCCCUUAUGGAGCUGUGGGCCAUGGUGGGCAUUACCACUCUCAAUCCCCUGAGGCUUUCUUCUGCCAUGUUCCUGGUAUUAAAGUGGUCAUCCCCCGAAGUCCACAACAAGCAAAAGGGUUAUUGCUAUCUUGUAUACGAGAUCCAAAUCCAGUAGUAUUUUUUGAACCAAAGUUGCUUUAUCGUUUGGCUGUGGAAGAAGUGCCAGAGGAUGAUUACAUGUUGCCUUUAUCUGAGGCAGAGGUAAUUCGGCAAGGAAGUGAUAUUACGCUUGUUGGAUGGGGAGCUCAAUUAUCUAUCAUGGAACAAGCUUGUCUUGAUGCAGAAAAGGAGGGAAUUUCUUGUGAAUUAAUAGAUCUGAAGACACUAAUUCCUUGGGACAAGGAAACACUAGAGGCCUCAGUUAAUAAGACCGGAAAACUGCUUAUUAGUCAUGAAGCUCCUGUAACUGGAGGUUUUGGUGCUGAAAUCUCAGCUUCCAUUGUUGAGCGCUGCUUCUCAAGGUUAGAGGCUCCUGUAGCAAGAAUUUGCGGUCUGGACACUCCUUUUCCUUUGGUUUUUGAACCUUUCUACAUGCCAACCAAAAAUAAGAUAUUGGAUGCAAUUAAAUCAACUGUGAAUUACUAAUCAUCUUAAUUCCCAUUUUUUGGCCACUUAUAUGAUCUUGAUGCCAUCAUCGUAACAAUCAUGUUCAUGGCUAGUGAAGUGUUAGUGUAUUGAGACCUUGGAGUUAGGAGUUUCUCCAAAUGUGUAAAAUAGCACAUGUAAUACUUUUAACUUUCGUCUACAGUGCCCUUUUUGCUGAGAUACGCAAAAUAUUUGAAGGGAUUGAUCUCCGCUAGUAAAUCUCCUAUAAUAAAUAACCCUUUCCCUUAAUCCGUCAAUUUGAUGACUCAAACAAAACAGUAAUGGAGGGGAGGGGUAGACAAAUUGUAGAAUUCGACAAUAACAUUUGGUAUAUCUUAUCUCAUUUUAAAAUGUUCACAUGAUCAAAC
Messenger RNA from Abrus precatorius (Indian licorice), 1813 nucleotides. Its product is annotated as 2-oxoisovalerate dehydrogenase subunit beta 1, mitochondrial-like. Gene Ontology annotation, biological process: response to nutrient; branched-chain amino acid catabolic process. Bases 372 to 1445 code for a protein of 357 amino acids. The transcript is spliced from 14 exons. The record is from RefSeq and is a predicted model, not a curated record. Lineage: Eukaryota; Viridiplantae; Streptophyta; Magnoliopsida; Fabales; Fabaceae. Gene Ontology annotation, molecular function: catalytic activity.